Molecule: messenger RNA, 10248 nt
Organism: Acanthopagrus latus (yellowfin seabream)
Lineage: Eukaryota; Metazoa; Chordata; Actinopteri; Spariformes; Sparidae
Product: misshapen-like kinase 1
Exons: 33
Coding region: 145-3978 (1277 amino acids)
Biological process (GO): protein phosphorylation
Molecular function (GO): ATP binding; protein kinase activity
Source: RefSeq, a predicted model, not a curated record
UAACAGCCGACACUCUUGACGCAGCCAGCUAAAGUUCAGAAUGGACCCGACCGGAGGGGAACCCGUUAGUUUGUCGAGGAGAAACCGCUGACCGUCCAUGUCUUGUCCACAGGCAGCAACCCGCUGACAAACUUAUUGGCAGCAAUGUCGAGAGAAAAUACCACUCGAAGUUUGGACAGCAUAGACCUCGCUGCUUUGAGAGACCCAGCAGGAAUCUUUGAGUUGGUGGAGGUAGUUGGCAAUGGAACCUACGGUCAGGUGUACAAGGGUCGUCAUGUCAAGACAGGCCAACUGGCAGCUAUCAAAGUCAUGGAAGUUACAGAGGAGGAAGAAGAGGAGAUCAAACUGGAGAUCAACAUGUUGAAGAGCUAUUCCCACCAUAGAAACAUUGCUACCUAUUAUGGGGCUUUUAUUAAGAAAGGUCCUGCUGGACAGGACCACCAACUCUGGUUGGUGAUGGAGUACUGUGGAGCCGGCUCUGUGACCGACUUGGUCAAGAAGACCAAGGGGAACUGUCUGAAGGAGGACUGGAUAGCUUACAUCUGCAGAGAGGUGCUCAGGGGUCUUUCCCAUCUUCACUCCCAUCAUGUGAUUCACAGAGACAUUAAAGGACAAAAUGUUUUGCUCACAGAGAAUGCUGAAGUCAAACUGGUUGACUUUGGAGUGUCAGCACAGCUGGAUAAGACGAUUGGUCGAAGGAACACCUUCAUCGGCACUCCCUAUUGGAUGGCUCCAGAGGUCAUCGCCUGUGACGAGAACCCCGAGGCCACAUAUGACUACAGGAGUGACCUCUGGUCUUUGGGCAUCACUGCUCUAGAGAUGGCUGAAGGAGCCCCUCCUCUGUGUGACAUGCACCCCAUGAGAGCCCUGUUUUUGAUUCCGCGAAACCCUCCACCCAAACUUAAAUCAAAGAAAUGGUCAAAGCGUUUCCUCUCGUUCGUCGACCGUUGUCUGGUCAAGAAUCACCUGCAUCGGCCAGCCACGGACGCCCUGCUGAGACACGCUUUCAUCAAAGAUCUGGCUAACGAGAGACAAGUUCGCAUCAUGCUUAAAGAUCACCUAGAUAGAACCAGGAAGAAGAGAGAAAAAGAGGGUCCAGAGUAUGAAUACAGCGGCAGUGAAGAAGACGAGGAUGAGGUGACAGAGGAGGAAGGAGAACCAAGCUCCAUCGUGAAUGUUCCUGGCGAGUGGACGUUGAGACGGGAGUUUCUACGUUUACAGACUGAAGAUCACGAAGGGGGCAGGGAGGGCGGCCACGCAGGAAGUGGGGCUCAACAACGACAACAGGCAUUACAGCUGCACCGGCAGCAGUUGGCAGAGCAGGAACGAUACAAGCAGCAGCUACUGGCUGACAGACAGAAGAGGAUCCAACAGCAACAUGAGCAGCGGCAGAAGUUAGAAGACCAACAGAGACGGCAGCUGACAGACUGCGCCUUUCAGUGGGCAGAGCUUCAAGAGAUCUUGCUUGGGGAGGAGUCUGAUCUCCAUGACAACAGAGUUUUUGUGGAUGAGAGAAACAGGAGGACUGAGAGGAAACAGCAGGAGCAUACAGGCAGACAGCAGCGUGCUGAUGUGUCAGUAAGGCCUCUGGACUCGUCUGCAGAGCAGAGAGCCGUGGCUCCAAAUCAGCUGCUUCAGCACAAGGCCCUGUUCUCCCAGCCCCAGCUACAGCCACAAGCCAAGCCCCAGCCUCUGGCUCAGCAUCAGCAACCCUCAGCGGGCAGGAGAUCCCACCGCACCCUGCCCAAGGACCAAACCCAGCUCCUGUCGCUGCAGCACGACCACAGGCACAGGGAGAGGGAAAGGCAGAGGCAGAGAGAGAAGUCUGUGGCAGCCGUCCAGAAGCUAACAGCUAAUAGUGGGAACACAGCUGCUGCUGCUGCUGCUGCUGUUGCUGUUGCUGCUUCCUCACCCAGCCGCCCUGCAAACAGCCAGCGCUCAGCGAUGGACAUCCAGGAAUCAAACCUGGCCAGGCUGCUUCUGGCUGCUGGUCUGCCUAGCCAGGUGCACUCUAGGCUGGGCUCUGGGAGCAGCUCCAGUCCUUGUACUCCAGCCAUGCAGAGAGCUCACCUCAGCCAGAAUGCCAAUCUGCGCUCCAGUCGAGAUGCCCCUCACAGCAGCUCUAUGUCAGACAUGGCCCUCUCCCCCUUGUCUCCGUUUAGCCCCCUGACCCCAACUGAUGAUGUCUUCUGGGACUGCCUCGAGGCACCACCAAAAGUCCCAGAGCGCACCACCUCAAAGUUCUACUGUCGAGAGCUGGUGAUGGGACACAAGAGGGCUGCUUCAAGUGGCAGUCCAGUAUCUGUAGCAGAUAAGGGCGGACGGUCCGUGUCUCAUGGAGUAUCCCAAACCAGCAGCAACCAUGCAGGUUUCUUCAAGCUGGAGAGUCCUCUUCUACAGCAGCGUCUGCAGCAGCACAGGAAGACACAAGAAAACGUAACCAGUGGACACACACAAGGCGUACGAUCAGGUCGGCUCAACAAGGCCACAGAAUACUCCUCCUCCAGUGACGAGGUUGGCAGCAGUGAUGAUGAAGAGAGGAACAGGUCUGGCCUGUCUAAUGGAAAGGGGAAAUACUACAGAGGAAUACCUGAUGGCAUCGUGCUGCAGCCUCACCACAAUCUUAACCAGAUUUCCCGGAUGGGUUCAGAUGAUACCUACCUGCUUCCAGACCUUCUGCAGAAAACCUCCUCUUCCAGUCCUACCGAUAAUGCACUUGGUCAGCAGCAGCGAUCACAUGAACUCAGUUACUCGCAGUUGCCCACAAGCCCUCGAUCCCCGACACACCAGGAACUAAAUGCUGUCGGCAGUCCUAUUGGCAAAAACACCUCCACAUCUUCCUCUUCCUCCUUCCUGUCCUUCAUCGAUCCAAGAUUGAUCCCCAUGUCAUCACCACCACAGAGCCCCACGGGCAAUAAGUGCGAUCAGAUCAAGAGAGAGAACCAUAGGAAGGGCUCAGUUGUGAAUGUGAACCCAACCAACAUUCGGCCACAGAGUGACACUCCAGAAAUCCGCAAGUACAAGAAGAAAUUCAACACUGAGGUUCUCUGUGCUGGACUUUGGGGUGUGAAUCUGUUGGUGGGGACAGAGAACGGCCUGUGGCUGCUGGAUCGAAGUGGUCAAGGGAAGGUCUACUCUCUCAUCAGCAGGCGAAGGUUUCAACAGAUGGAUGUGUUGGAGGGACUCAAUGUCCUGAUCACUAUAUCAGGUAAAAAGAACAAGCUCCGACUCUACUACCUGUCCUGGUUAAGGAAUAAAAUCCUGCACAACGACCCAGAGGUGGAGAAGAGACAGGGUUGGACCUCAGUAGGUGACCUGGAGGGUUGUGUGCACUAUAAAGUUGUGCGUUACGAGAAGAUCAAGUUCUUAGUGAUUGCUUUGAAGAAUGCAGUGGAGGUUUAUGCCUGGGCACCAAAACCAUACCACAAAUUCAUGGCCUUCAAGUCAUUUAGGUCUCUGCCUCAAAAGCCAAUGUCCGUUGACCUGACAGUGGAAGAAGGUCAGAGGUUAAAGGUCAUCUACGGCUCCUUGUCUGGGUUCCAUGCCAUUGAUGUCGACUCUGGAACACCUUACGACCUCUACCUGCCUACACAUAUCCAAGGUUCCAUUCAUCCCCAUGCUAUCAUCAUUCUGCCAAACAGCGCUGGAACAGAGGUGCUGGUUUGCUAUGAAGACGAAGGCGUCUACAUUGACACCUACGGCCGCAUCACCAAGGAUACGGUGCUACAAUGGGGGGAGAUGCCGGCAUCGGUCGCUUACCUUCAGUCUAACCAGGUGAUGGGUUGGGGAGAAAAGGCCAUAGAGCUGAGGUCGGCCAACACAGGGAACCUGGAGGGAGUUUUCAUGCACAAAAAAGCACAGAAACUCAAGUUCCUGUGUGAAAGGAAUGACAAGGUCUUCUUUGCCUCAGUACAGUCAGGAGGCAGCAGUCAGAUCUACUUCAUGACUCUCGGACAGAAUUCGCUGUUCAACUGGUAACAACUGGAAUUGUUCCUCCUGGAUCAACUGGUGGUGUUUGCCUGGUGAUAACUGUUUAUUUCUGUGCCGACUGAUGUUCAUCUCCAUGGAUACUGGACACCAUACAAAGAUAGACUAGUUGUUCCUGGAUGCAUCACUCCGUUUUGUCCUGUUUCUGUGUAAAUGCACAUGGAUUCACAGUCGAUUGGUCAUAACUGCAGCCGCAGCCAAAAUGCUUGAAUACAUCACCUGCUUCCUUAGAGUACUGACGUCUGAAUCAUCCCUCCUUCAGCUGCAGCGACACAAAAAUUUCAGCUUUAAUUCGCUGCCACCUCACCAUCCAUGUAAGUGUUGACAAGGCACAACUAGCAGCGUCAGCAUCUGUGUUGUGACAAGCACACAGAGCUUUUUCUCAAAGUUACCUGGAGUGGUUCCCAGCAGGAUUCAGCCUGAAAGUCACUGCACCAGUGUGACAGAUAUCGAGGCUCCUUUUGUGUCCUGUUCUAUUCAGAUCUACCUGGAAGGAAAACUGACAUGGCACGGGGAUCCCUAAUGAACACCAGAUAAUCGAUCAACAUCUGGCCUCAGCAUCCUGUUCCUCCUCUCAUCCGUCAUCACUGGAGAACUACAGCAGUCUAUUCAGUUUGUUCAUGGACCACUUCUCCCUUCUUUUCUCUCAUUAAAGGACCCAGUUCCAUCAGUUACUCAGCUAAUUACAUGCAUAUAAGUCAUAGAUUUAUAUUUAAUUUAGCGAUGAUAGGAAUUUGGAUGAGGAGUUUGAACUGCUUAAUUUCCAUCCACCAAAGUCAAGUCUUGAUAAGUAUUCUCAGAAUACAGACUAGGGGAGUAAUGCUUUCUCCUACAAGAAGCCCUUCCGCUGCGUGGACAUCACCUGGGCAUUUCUAAUACUGGGUUGGGGAGGAUAACUCCUUUCUGUCAUUCCACAUUUUGCUGCUUUUUCUGUACAAUGUGUUCCUUAUGAUUUUCUUUCAUCAACUUCCAGAUCCACAAACCAUCUGUGUUGUGUGUCCAAUACCUCAGCAGUGUUAUUAAUGAAGGAGUGCUGUUUAGUUUUCUUUGUCACUGCUACUGACGGAUAUCAGGGCCCAAGCAGACUAGUCAGUUACUGUAGGCUUAUUUUGUUGGAUUUUCACAUAGCAUUAAUAGGCAGCAUUAUAUCAGAUGUUAUAUUAACGAAGAAGAAGUUCUUUCUUGACAGUUUUGUAGGGUGACAGCAAGUCAUUGUAACACCCUACACAUCAUUGAUUCAGUUAUCAGUAUCAAAUUACUGCCUUGAAGACAUUAACUUUUAGGUUAACUUUUGCAGUCAGCUUUGCCUCCGCAUAAACUGAUUUCAAUCACCAAUUAAGCAGAACUGAUCCCUCAGGAUAGUUGCUGCAUUCCACAUGUUGCAUUAAAUGAGUUGAGUAGGUUUGAGUACACCACCAGUCCUCUGAGGUCCCAGUCUGAGCAAUCACUGCACCACAGAUCUGGACCUGUAAUUUAAGUCUUAUUAUUCCAUAAUAAGGAACGUAACACCAUUGAACUUGCAGUUGUAAUUUACAGAAAAGGUAGUAUAGUAUUGAUACAAAACAUCUCCAUGGCAACAGGCUGGGAAUGCCUUCCUGCAUCUGUUUUGUACAGCUUAGGAUGUAUAUAGUCUUGUAAGAUGCACUGUUUUCUAAAUAUUUUAUAAUUGACAAGCCAUCUUUGUGUUUGUGUACAGAAUGAAUGUGAAAUACCAUCCAAGAACAGAAUAGAGUUCAUACACCGUGUCUCCAGUGUUUGUGAACCUGAGCAGGAGCUACUGACAGUGAACUUGAACGAUCCUGUUCAGGUUUACUGACCUGGUUGAAGUGUUCAAGAUCAAAUUACGUCUCGCGUGAACUCUGCUUUGUUGUUGACUUUUCUACUAACGUGUACAAGUCAGGCGCUUUGCACAAUGGCCACCUUGUACAUGUUCUCUUUAAUUUGUCCUAUUUUUAAAUGACUUUUUACUUUUAAGUGAACACAUUUAAAGCCAUCCUGUAGUCAGUAUUGAAGUUAGAAUUGAGUAUUUCUUACACUACCCAACAUGGGUUGCACAUCUGUUUUAAAGGGUCACAUUGAGAUUCUGGACCUUUCCAGAUGCAGUGAGCUGGGCUGAAAGAAGUGAAAAUGCCCUGUUGUACAGUAUUUGUUCUAUUUCCUUGAUACUGUCAUUUACACAAUUAGCUUCAAAGCAGGAAACCAAAGAAAAAAGGCUUCGAUGUGUUGGCUUCUUUGAAUCUGACUGUGUAAAAUUAUUGACAAAUCACAACUUUUUCUUUUGAGAAGAUGAAGGGAAUCAUCUAUAUUUUUAAAACUGAAGGUAUAUUAUUAUAUUCUAGACCAACACAUUGGAUACAUGGAGGCCUGAAAAGUCUCUGAGGUAUGACGUGUCUUGGUAAAUCGCAAAACAAACAAAAUAUAUGCAAUUUAAUGUUGCUAGUGUUAGUGCUAGAUUUAAUAGCUUACAUGUAUGUAUGCUUUAGACAGUGUUAGGUUUGGUAAAAGUGAAGAAAUAAUUGGUCUUUACCUUCAAAUGUGAACUUGCAGUUCGUCUUAUUUCUGAUCCAUUUUCAUUACACCAAUUGUUCCUUUAUUUCAUCAGCUCAAACUGCUAACUUGGUUAUGUUUUGUGUUAUUCUCUAUAUAAUAUUUACUCUUGAAUGUUCAGGCUAUCGAAAUUUUGCGCCAAAUGUUUUAUACUCAGUGAUUCUUUGACUUUUAGUUUUUGUUUUAUGGACGUAUAAUAUGGAAAUAAUGCAGCUGGUUCUGUGAGAAUAUUUUAAACUGGAAAAUUGUCUCAUUGCUAAGUUUUUACCAAAUUUAUUAUAGUAUUUCUUUCAGUGGGAUAAUUUUCCCUGAGACACCAGACCAGAUAGCUAGUCGACGUGGCUACAGUGCAUAGAAAUACAGGAUUGUAAACUAACAGGAUAACUGACGCAGAUUUGCCAGCAAACGCAGGAAAAUAUUUCAAAACCAGGUGACCUAGCUUGCGAUAUAGUUUGGCGUUAACAUUGCUCGCUAACUUAUGGCUGUGGUAGUGAAGAGACUUGGCUAGCUACACUGAAAUGUGUCCCGUUUUUCUUUACAGUUUCAGCUAAAGAUAAACAAUAUGACCCGGCCAUAUUUCAUGUAUACAUACAUUCCGUAUUUUAAGAUGUGCAAUGGCAAGAGAAAACAACAUUGUUAGCUAGCUUACAGCUAAGGCAGUAGGACAGGCUUUGCUAGCUGCACUAAAAAUAUAAUACUCUCUCUCUCUGUACAUUUCCCAAAUAAUUUUUUUUUUCACAUAAAUACUUUGCACACUGUAUUUAACAUGUAAUUUUGGCUAAAAGAUAUAAAUUUAAAAAACACAUUGCUAGCUAGCUUACACUUUAGAUAGCAGAGAAGCUUAGCAAGCAGCACCAAAAUGUGUCACUUUUUCUCCUUGUACACCGUUGUUUAGCUGUGUACAGUUUCAAAACAAGAUAAAACUGUGACCCAACUGUAUUUUCCAUACUGUUUAAAAAUGUAACAUAUUUCCUGCACUGGACAUACAUUUAUUCCAAUGUACAGCUGACAUAACCUGCAAUAAUGUUUGAUCGAGAAGGAUUUGUAGCACAUAAAACAUAUUUUUAUUUCCAAAUCUUGACAUAAAUGCAGUCAGAUGUAGGCUUACUCUAUACAUGUGAAUGUAAUUUCUCGAAGCAGGAUUUUUGUCAUAUUUAGAAUCAGGCACUGUGCUAGAUUACAGACAGCUUUGGUCUGGUCUGGUCAGCUGUUAAAUCAAGGCCGGGACACAGCAGCUGGCAGGUUUGGCCAGGUUCCUGAACAAGACCCUGGUCAUCGGACAGGACAGGAAACCAGAUCAAAACUAGUCCUUAUUUACCACAGUGGUCCAGUAGUGUGUCCAGCCUGUUUGCUGCACUCCUUAACCAAUUAGUUAUUUCCUUAAUAAGCCUUUGGGCUGGUCUGUUUCAUUGAUUUUAUUAUUGAAAUGCUCUCAAUAUAAAAUCAGAAAUUGUAAUAAUGUCAUUACAGUUUGAUUUCAUGAAAGUAACAAGUUGUCAUCCUUUUUAGCGCAUUUUCCAUGUCGAACGUUUGACAUUUAAUACGUUUUUUCUGCAUCAAUCUUCAUCCUACUUGAAGCAGUAUAUACAGAUUAGUGCCAUCUGCAGUCCGUAGACACUGAGAACAUUUCUGUGGGUUAUUAAGAACAAACUUCUCUGUCUUCUCCUGCACUUUGUCUUACUCCUGUUCAACAUUUGACUGUAGCUGCACCACUAAUCAGAGAGAGAGAGAUCAGUGCAUAUCCACCCACUCCUUCCACUGGUUAAGAUGAUGAUAGAUUCUGUUUCAGACCUGCGCUGACUCACAUCUCCAACUCACCCACUGACUCUUCUCCUUCCUCUCACUUUGUCAACACUUCUCUCACCGCUGCCUUCCAUUCCCUCUGCUUCCUUUGCUCGACUCUCUUCCCGUCUACAUCCGACCAGCUCUCCUUUCUGAUGUCUUACUUCAUCUAUAGCUUCUCACUGUCUCUCUUUUCUCCCGAGUCGCCUCUGUCCACCCACAGCACCAUUAAAAUGUCCCUGCAGCCAAUUAGCCAAAAGUUGUUGUUUUUUUUUUCAUUAGACUGUCUUCCAGUGAGAAAGUCUUUACUGUUACAUAAAUGUAUUUAGUUACAUCAUCGGAUAUGUGAUAUGCAUAAUGGAAGUAAAAACAAGAAAAUCAAAUCCUUUUGCUAUUUUUUGCCAACUGAAGCCCAAUGCAGAGCAAUGCUAACACAGAGCAGCCCAGAUUUGUGUCAUUAGUUUGGAUAUAUUCUUUGGACAUCUAAGACUGUUAAACUUCUGGUGAACUGUUGCAACAAAUGGUAGUCACCUGAUGGUAAAUGCUUCAACAUGGCAUAACAGUAGCACAGGUAGAAAGAGAUAUAUAGUCAGCUGCUGAGCAAUAUCUAUCUGAGGUUUGCCAAUGUUCACUAACAUUCACCACUUUAGGGUCAGAACCAACGAAGGCUGAAUUGAUCAAGGGUGUGCAUGUUGCUUUUUAGUUCAACUUUGAACUUACAAGAGGAAUAAUGUGUUAAUUAUGUCUCAAAAGUGACAUAGUUUUGCUUUAAUCGCCAGCCUAAGUAUGAGAAAUGUCUGCGGUCUGUUGAUGAGCUAUAAGAAAGUUUGUGUGGGAGGGUGUGAUGUAGAUUUGGAAGGUGUCCAGAAAGCAGGAAUUCAGUCUGUAGGGGAAGAAAGGGUGGAGUUAGAGGAGGUAGCUGGUGGCUUGAGUCAAGUGUCAGGCAAUCGAAAGGGGACGCGGAUGUUGCUUUGAAACAAAUGCACAAUAAACUUUAAAGGUUAAGUUAAGGCAAAAAUAAAAAUUUCGCACCCAGGCAGAUGGAAAGUCUAAGAAAUGUUGUCGUCCACAAAACCUUUCUGGAGCUUCAGAGCAAAACAGAGUGGCAGCAUUCUCCUGAACAACUGAAGCAGAUGAGGCGUUCAGGUUUCCAGAAGCCCUGAGAUCCCAAAUGGAUUUGAAAAAACAUGGGCUUUACGGAGACAGUUUAAGUUUCUUUUUUUGUUGUUGUUGUAACACUGUUUUGCUGUGGUGCUCCAGAAAUGUUCUGUGGACAACAAUAUUUCCCAUCAGCCUGAGGGUAGGUAGAUAAUGGUUGAUUUAUUGAACAAGCUAAAAGAGUCAACGGGGCCGGAAUUUCAACAAAUGGUGCCAAGAAGCACAUGAAGACUGAUCGUUUUUCAACAUCAAUGGUUAUAAUGAGGAGAAAAAGGGCAGAGUACGAGAGAGAAUGACAAAGAGGGACAAUAACUGAAAUGAAAAAGCCUGUCUGGGUGGAUUUCUAUCUGGAUUUCUAUUCUUGUCCCUCAUUCAUUGACCGUAUUAAUCUCCCGUUAGCUCUCAUUCUAAAGAGAUGUUCUUGAUAUUCCCAAAAAGUUAAGAUUUAUGCAAUUACUGUCAGUAUAUAGAGGUUUUGAUGUUACUUCACAUGCAGGUAAGAUGUUUUAUAAGUUGUAAAUUCUACAGAGAAGUUAUAAUAAUAAUAAAUUACCAAAAUAUUAUAUAAAUAUAUAUUUUGAACAAUACAUAUUCCCUUUAAUCAUUUUCAUGUCUGAACCAUAUGAAGUUGAUCCUUUGUUGUGUUGUUGUUUUUUUUGCACUGGACCUCUGUUGGAUGCAUCAUACUGUACCCCUCCUGCUUUGAGACCAACACAAAACUAACUUGUGUUUACAUGUAAUGACAGUGAGACGACAAUAAACAUGAGGAAUUGA